GCAGAAGUUCGGUGGGCUCAAGGCCAUCCCUCCUGGGGCAGUGCAGACUAAAAUCAGAGCAGGACCAGCUGGUAUCUCACUUUGGGGAGCUCCAGAGCGAGCCAGAUGACAAAGGGAAUGGCGUGAGCUGCUGCAUGAACACUCCACCAAGGGAAGAAGCUGUUGAACUCCCAUCUCCACAAAACUGAGUUUUGCUUUGGCAGGAAUGAAGUGCUGAAGCUCACACUGCCUGUGUCCCACAGCUUGGUGUCCCACUGCCUCCAUCCCCUUGUGCCAGGAUCUGCCAUGCUCCAGGGCCAUGGAGGAGCAGGGGCAGCAGGAGAUGCCAUCAGCCCAGUGCACAGGAGGCCACCACCCCAUGCAGGAGGGAGAGGUGUUCAACACGCGAUACCAGGUGCUGCACAAGCUGGGAUGUGGCACCUUUGCCACUGUCUGGCUGUGCCAGGACAUGAGGAGGAAGAAGCAGGUAGCUGUGAAGGUUCUGAAAAGCAGGGAAGGCUUUGCUGACACUGCCCAGGAUGAGGUUGCUUUCCUCCGAUGUGUAAGCUGCAUGAAGAAGAAGGACCUGGCAGGAGAAAACAUCGUCUCUUUGUUAGAUGACUUCAGAAUGAUUGGAGAGAAUGGUUUCCAUUCUUGCUUGGUAUUUGAGGUGCUGGGUCCUUCCAUUCGAUGUCUGAUGGAAAACUACACAGCCCAGGGACUGCCCUUGUCUUUUGUGAAAAAGUCUUUACAGCAGGUGCUGGCAGGGCUGCAUUUCCUGCACAAGUGCUGCCGCAUCAUCCACGCAGACAUCAAACCGGAGAACAUCCUGCUCUAUGGACGCAGCAAAGGCCUCCAAAGGCUUCUCACGGCUACACUCGACUGCCACCAGGGAACAGAAGGGAGGCUAAAGGGAGCAGGAGGUGAUCUUGACAAUCAGUUGGAAGAAUCUGAUCUAAUGAGCAUAGAGGUGAAAAUUGCAGAUCUAGGAAGCGCAUGCUGGACAUACAAGCCUUUUUCCAAGGAGAUACAGACGCAGCCAUACCGGGCCCUGGAAGUGCUUCUUGGAUUAGACUACGGCACUCCUGCGGAUAUCUGGAGUACAGCCUGCCUGGCAUUUGAAAUGGCAACUGGAGAGUGUCUAUUUGAUCCUCAACCUGGGAAAUAUUUCUCCAGAGAUGAUGAUCAUGUUGCUCGUAUUAUUGAACUCUUGGGAAGAAUUCCUCCUCAAAUUGUUUUCUCUUGGAACAAGUCAACAAAAUUUUUCAGCAGGCCAGGCGCGCUCCUGCGGCUCUCCCGGCUCUUUCCCCGCAGCCUCCCCGGCAUCCUGGCGGACCGGCACGGCUGGACACCGCAGGAGGCGGCCGCCUUCGCCGCCUUCCUGCUGCCCGCGCUGCACUACGCGCCCGAGCGCCGCGCCAGCGCCGCGCAGAGCCUGCGGCACGCCUGGAUCGCCGCACCGUGACCCGAGCCGGCUGUCCCCGCCUCGCGGCACCGCGGGACCCGCAGCAGCGACAGCACCGCCCUCCCGCGGGGCCGGGCCGACUCUCCCGGCGGGGGCGGCGGCCCGCCCGCAACCCCCGGUGCGCCGCCUCUGCCGAGCGACCGGAGCGGGGCGGCGGCUGCGCAGCUCCGGCGUGAUCCCGCGGCUCCCUCCGCGCCCGGGCUCCACUCCCUUCCUCCCGCGGCCCUGCAGCGCUGCGGACCGCACGCAUCGCUCACUGCGAGCUGCCGCAGACGCGCUACGCGGGCACCGGAACCGGGCGGAGCCCCUCGGCCGAGCUCGGGCACCGAGC
This is a messenger RNA of Pyrgilauda ruficollis (rufous-necked snowfinch), 1775 nucleotides long. Its product is annotated as SRSF protein kinase 3-like. The record is from RefSeq and is a predicted model, not a curated record. The transcript is spliced from 13 exons. Gene Ontology annotation, biological process: spliceosomal complex assembly; protein phosphorylation; regulation of mRNA processing. NCBI's taxonomy places the organism in Eukaryota, Metazoa, Chordata, Aves, Passeriformes, Passeridae. The coding region runs from base 299 to 1444 and encodes 381 amino acids. Gene Ontology annotation, molecular function: protein kinase activity; ATP binding.